CUCUCUCUCUCUCUCUCUAUAUUAUAAAACCAAAACAAAAGCGAAAGUAAAACACAUUUGAAAUCCCACACCAGACCCACGCAGCCACGUUCCUCUGACUCUCUCGGUUCUCAUCGGAGAAGGUCGAGAAGAGGAGGAGAGCAGAGGGAUAGGGCGGCCCCGACUGCUCCAGCCCUAACCUCUCUUUUGAUUUGAUUUAUUGGAAUCCUUAUGCUCGUCGUAAUCGCGGUGGUAUAAGAAAAUAUAAUUGACGUAGAUUUUAUUUUUGUUUUACGUAUAAUUAAGAAGGAAGAUGAGUGGUCCGCCGGCUCCGCCGGCUCCGAGACGCAACAGUGUGGCCCAGAGGCGCAGUUCCUCUUCCGUGAAGAAGUCGUCGGCGGCUUCUUCUGAGAACGGCUCCGUCAGUAAUGGGGCCAAUGCUAAGCCGUCCUCCCCUUCCAACUCUGUUGCGGAGAGGACGGUGAAGAAACUCCGGUUAUCUAAGGCACUUACAAUUCCUGAGGGGACGACAGUGUUGGAUGCCUGUAGAAGGAUGGCAGCCAGGCGCGUGGAUGCUGUUCUGCUUACCGAUGCUAAUGCCUUGCUUUCUGGAAUUGUUACUGAUAAGGACAUAGCAACCAGGGUAAUAGCUGAGGAAUUGAGGCCCGAGCAGACAGUAAUUUCAAAAGUGAUGACUAGAAAUCCUAUUUUUGUGAACGCAGACUCUUUGGCUAUUGAGGCUUUGCAGAAGAUGGUCCAAGGGAAAUUCCGGCACCUCCCUGUUGUUGAGAAUGGUGAAGUUAUAGCACUGUUAGAUAUCACAAAAUGCCUAUAUGAUGCUAUAUCAAGAAUGGAGAAGGCUGCUGAGCAGGGAAGUGCUAUUGCAGCUGCAGUUGAAGGUGUAGAACGCCAAUUUGGAAGCAAUUUCUCCGCACCAUCAGCUUUGAUAGAAACACUUAGGGAACGCAUGUUCAAGCCUUCUCUAUCCGCUAUCAUCUCCGAAAAUUCUAGGGUUGCAACUGUAUCUCCUCAAGAUCCUGUUUAUGUUGCUGCUAAAAGAAUGCGUGAAUUACGGGUCAAUUCAGUUCUUGUUAUGACAGGAAACAGUAUGCAGGGGAUUCUCACCUCAAAAGAUAUACUCAUGCGAGUUGUGUCCCAAAACCUUUCUCCUGAGCUAACUCUAGUGGAGAAGGUAAUGACGCCUAACCCUGAAUCUGCGGCGCUGGAGACAACAAUUCUUGAGGCAUUGCAUAUCAUGCAUGAUGGGAAAUUUUUGCAUCUUCCUGUUGUUGACAAAGAUGGAGGCAUUGCUGCCUGUCUGGAUGUUUUGCAGAUAACUCAUGCAGCAAUUUCUAUGGUUGAAAGUAGCUCCGGGACUGGUAAUGAUAUUGCAAAUACAGUGUUGCAAAAUUUCUGGGAUUCAGCACUUAAUUUGGAGCCCCCGGAUGAUUUUGACACUCACAGUGAAAUGUCUAUGCCCCAAUAUGCGACAUCAGAGGGUGUAGAACAAGCCAAGUCUGCCUACCCUUCUCUUGGUCUUGGGAAUUCAUUUUCUUUCAAAUUCAAGGACCAAAAAGGGCGUGUGCACCGAUUUAAUUUUGGCACGGACAGUUUAUCUGAACUUGUUUCUGCUGUUAUGCAACGGGUGGGUGCAUCCAGUGAUCAAAGUUGCCCCCAACUUCUGUAUGAAGAUGAUGAAGGUGAUAAAGUUCUCCUCACAACAGAUGGAGAUCUUCUUAGUGCUGUAACCCAUGCAAGAUCAGCAGGACAAAAGGGAAUUUCAAAGUGUCAGCAGAUUUUGAGGUUACAUUUGGAGUACUAUGAUUCAAGUCAAGAAACGACGAAGCCCUCAUCCGAUACUGUAGUUGCCGAGAAAGGUGGGGCGGCUUCUCUCCACUACGGGAUUUUUGCAGGAGCAGUUGCUCUGACAAGCAUUGGGGUAUUGGUCUACCUGAAGCGCUCAACAUUAUGAUGUAGCAUGUAGUGUUUGGUGCAUAGUUGAAUCAUGUUGUAGCAAGCAGCUGCAGUUCUCGUUACCAUCAAAUGAUUCAAUGUUCCAGUAAGAAGGGAGAAAAGCAAAAAGCGAGUGAAAGGAAUAAUUCAAGACCUCAAAAGCUGGCAAAGUUCGAUGAUUUUGUGUUCACUUCAUGUUCAUAAGCAAAUGUAGAUGGUUUAGAAAUAAUUGGUAGUCCAGAGCCUCUGGACUCUCUGUCGGCAAGAAACAUGUCAUCCCACCGAUGAUGCUUGCUGAUUUGGAAUUAUCAGUUUCUCAAUGUAUUGCAGCUGUAUUCUGAGUUGAUAUUUAACUUUAGUUUUGAUCGCUGAAA
Messenger RNA from Sesamum indicum (sesame), 2306 nucleotides. Its product is annotated as CBS / octicosapeptide/Phox/Bemp1 (PB1) domains-containing protein. Gene Ontology annotation, molecular function: protein binding. The record is from RefSeq and is a predicted model, not a curated record. Lineage: Eukaryota; Viridiplantae; Streptophyta; Magnoliopsida; Lamiales; Pedaliaceae.